ACAGAAGCUAGUAAGAAUGUCAUAUCACACCAUUUUCACACGGAUGAAAUUAAUGAAAUUUUUCUAGAUACAUUUAAUUCUAAUGAAAAGCAAAUGGGGAAUCCCCCUGAAGUCAUUGAAAACUGCAAUCAUAUUAAUUUAGCAGAUUUUAAUAUACAAAGCAGAUAUGCGUUUGUACCUAAAGGUAUGUCACCGAUUUUCGUCAACUGUAAUUUGAUUCCCUCACUCGCAACUAGACAUUUUGACGACGAGUAUUAUAAAGAUGCUAUUUAUGAAAAUUUUGCCGAAAAAGUUAUGGCAAAUGCUCAAAUAUUUGAGCCAACGAUACAAAACGUUAACGACACAAAUACAAACGAUGGUGUAAAAAAUAACAAAAUGAGAAAAGAGAAUGCUGACUUAAUGUUUGAUGCUGAAUCUAUAAAAAAUGCUAAAGUGUUUGCUCAAGUUGACUGCAAAUACAUUGUUACUAUAUUACCUGGAAAAGCAAUUUCCAAAAAUGCCAAAUUAAAUUAUUUGGUUUUAUUUGACCAACAUGCUGUGCACGAAAGAAUUAGACUAGAGAAGAAUCUGUCAGACUACUUUGAUGGAUUAGCUUGGAAAUGUGUCGAUAUUGAUACAAUUUCAUUCAAAUUACCAAAAGACGAUUCAACCCUUCUUCACAAUCACAAAGAUAAACUUAGUACCUUUGGAUUACAAUGGCGUAUCGAAGAUAAUAAUAUAUCGGUUAAUGCUAUACCAGAGGCAAUUCUUGGUAAAAAUCCUAGACAAGCUGACGUAGUUCUUAAUGCAACCAAAUGUUUGUUGUCAGAACUAAUUGACGCGUUAAAGAAUCUUAAAGGAAAUAUACCGCUUUAUCCCCAAUCAAUUAUGAAUCUUGUUUUUAGUGAGGCCUGUCGUUAUGCAAUUAUGUUUGGAGAUAAGUUGUCGAAAUCGGAAUGCGUCAAUUUAAUUAAUUCUUUGGCUGAGUGUAAUACUCCAUUUCAAUGUGCCCAUGGGAGGCCUGUUAUGGCAGUUAUUAUGGAGGUUAGUGAAGAAAAACCACGAUAUAUGGUAAACGAAAGCAAACUUUUGGAAUUCAGAAAUAAAUGUAAAUAUAUUAAAAAUUAACACAACAUUAACUCAGGUGAGGC
This is a messenger RNA of Pieris brassicae (large cabbage white), 1130 nucleotides long. RefSeq names its product DNA mismatch repair protein MLH3-like. The record is from RefSeq and is a predicted model, not a curated record. Gene Ontology annotation, biological process: mismatch repair. The transcript is spliced from 8 exons. Gene Ontology annotation, molecular function: ATP-dependent DNA damage sensor activity; ATP hydrolysis activity; ATP binding. Gene Ontology annotation, cellular component: mismatch repair complex. Bases 94 to 1107 code for a protein of 337 amino acids. NCBI's taxonomy places the organism in Eukaryota, Metazoa, Arthropoda, Insecta, Lepidoptera, Pieridae.